AAAGAAUCCGCAGUAGAGAUCGUUGCGAUCUAAGAAAGUUGAUUGAUCUCCCGGCGGAACGACAGAUUUUUACCCACAAUGGCACUUAGAACAGCUGUCUCACGCUUGUUUGCGAACUCUCAGAGAUGUUCUUUAAUUGCGGCUUCAAGAGCACAGGGCACAGCGGCACCUGCCCAAAAUGAAGUAGAGCAAGCCAAGAAACCAACAAAAGCACCUAAAGUGCAGUUUAACUGGCGCGAUGCUUUGGACUUGGAAGGCCAGCUCACGGAGGAGGAAAUAAUGAUUCGAGAUUCGUUCCGUGAUUACUGUCAAGAGAAGCUAAUGCCACGCAUUCUUAUGGCAAACAGAAAUGAACAUUUUCAUCGUGAAAUUGUCUCUGAAAUGGGCGAACUUGGUGUCCUUGGACCGACAAUUCAAGGUUACGGCUGUGCAGGAACCAGCUAUGUGGCCUAUGGCCUGAUCGCCAGGGAGGUGGAGAGGGUGGACAGCGGCUAUCGCUCUGUGAUGAGUGUUCAGUCCUCACUGGUCAUGCACCCCAUCAAUGCUUAUGGCACAGAGGAGCAGAAACAAAAGUAUUUGCCCAGACUUGCACGGGGAGAGAUUUUGGGCUGUUUUGGCUUGACUGAGCCAAACCACGGCAGUGACCCAAGCAGUAUGGAGACCAGGGCCAAAUACAACCCCUCCAGUGGCACCUUCACUCUGAAUGGCGCCAAGACAUGGAUCACCAACUCCCCCGUCGCUGAUAUCUGCGUUGUGUGGGCAAAGUGCGAAGACGGAAGGGUGCGAGGCUUCAUCCUGGAGCGUGGCAUGAAAGGCCUGGCCACGCCCAAGAUCGAAGGCAAGUUCUCUCUUCGGGCGUCUGCAACCGGCAUGAUUCUGAUGGAUGAAGUGGAGGUACCUCAGGAGAAUCUGCUGCCCAAUGUAUCUGGACUGGCCGGCCCCUUUGGCUGCCUGAAUAACGCCCGUUAUGGCAUCGCAUGGGGAGCACUGGGUGCCGCAGAGUUCUGCUUCCAUGCUGCUCGUCAGUACACCUUGGACAGGAUCCAGUUUGGUGUGCCUCUGGCUAGAAACCAGCUGAUGCAGAAGAAGAUGGCGGACAUGCUGACGGAGAUCACUAUUGGACUGCAGUCCUGUCUCCAGCUGGGUAGACUCAUCGACGAGAAGAAAGCUUCUCCGGAGAUGAUUUCCCUGUUGAAGAGGAACAGCUGUGGCAAAGCUCUGGACAUCGCCAGGCAGGCCAGAGACAUGCUGGGCGGAAACGGCAUCGCCGACGAGUACCACAUCAUCCGUCACGUCAUGAACCUCGAAGCCGUCAACACUUACGAGGGCACACAUGACAUCCAUGCUUUGAUCCUGGGCAGAGCUAUCACCGGCCUUCAGUCUUUCACUGUUGAAAAGUAGACACCUGACUCGGUUGAAAGAGAGCGAGCAGUGAAACACUAAACUUGAACAAAACGCUACAUUUCAUUGUGCUUCUCGGGCAAGAGCCACGGUGGAACAACUGAUAAAACUUCUAUUCUCAAGUGCCUUCUGUUAAGGCUCCUCUUUCUGAAAACAUUAAAGGAAUACCUAACAAUGGGUCCAGCUGUACGUCUGAUCUGGUUGUCUGCUUAUGUGCAAAUGUAGUGAUGAUCCAGAGCAAAGCAUUUUGCCAUUGUUUACAUCUGUAGGGAUACUGGUUCUGUGUAGGAACCAUUGAAUGAGAAAUACGGUUUAAGCUCGUUUUGUAAGGUUUUAGAUGUCCUUUGUAGCGUCCGAUCAGAAUGAGAAGAAUGAAAGAAAUGAAAGGUCAAAAUCUCUAAGGAGCACUUUAGAACUUCAUCUUAACACUAUUGUAAUUUUUAGCCCUUAUCUGUUGUAUUACUUUGAGGGAAUUUUCGAUUUUGAUUUACAGCCUAUUAUAUUUAUUAAACUGUUAAAUAAACUCUUUAUUGGG
Molecule: messenger RNA, 1936 nt
Organism: Chanos chanos (milkfish)
Lineage: Eukaryota; Metazoa; Chordata; Actinopteri; Gonorynchiformes; Chanidae
Gene: gcdha
Product: glutaryl-CoA dehydrogenase a
Exons: 12
Coding region: 79-1401 (440 amino acids)
Biological process (GO): fatty-acyl-CoA biosynthetic process; fatty acid beta-oxidation using acyl-CoA dehydrogenase
Cellular component (GO): mitochondrial inner membrane
Molecular function (GO): flavin adenine dinucleotide binding; glutaryl-CoA dehydrogenase activity; fatty-acyl-CoA binding
Source: RefSeq, a predicted model, not a curated record